Zychaea mexicana is the source of this 288-nucleotide messenger RNA. RefSeq lists its product as uncharacterized. The transcript has 3 exons. Lineage: Eukaryota; Fungi; Mucoromycota; Mucoromycetes; Mucorales; Lichtheimiaceae. Gene Ontology annotation, molecular function: calcium ion binding. Gene Ontology annotation, cellular component: membrane; intracellular membrane-bounded organelle; cytosol. Bases 1 to 288 code for a protein of 95 amino acids. The record is from RefSeq and is a predicted model, not a curated record.
AUGUUUCCAGGGGCUUUCCAGCUGUAUGAUAUAGACAAUGAUGGCCGUAUAGCUCGUGACGAGAUGCUUCGUAUUGUGAAAGCCAUUUACAAGAUGGUUGGUAGCAUGGUAAAAUUGCCUGAGGACGAGGAUACUCCCGAGAAACGAGUUCAAAAGAUCUUUGACUUGAUGGAUUUGGCAAGUAUUUGGGAUAAAGAUGGUGCUUUAACAAUGGCAGAGUUCAAUGAAGGAUCAAAGAAGGACCCUACAAUCGUACAAGCCCUCAGUUUAUAUGAUGGUCUUGUUUAA